AUGUGUGGUGAAAUAGACAAAUUCGUUUCCUCAUCUAAACGAAAAGGUAAAUUUGAUUUUCAAACAACAGAAAAACAACUUCAUUUACUUCGAUAUCCAUUAAAUGCCAUCACCACCGAAUAUCAAUCAUCAAUGUUGACAAAUCCAUUGAAUUCUUCUUCAUCUCAGCAGAAUGAUUCGAUCUUCAAUCGAUGUAAUCGUGGCAUUGGAAUGCGAUUGAAGAAUGAUUCGAUCGUUUGUUUUUGUUCUCCGCACUAUCACGGAGAUCAAUGUCAAUAUCAUACAGAUCGAAUUUCAUUGAUCUUUCAUAUCAAUUAUACUCAUUCCAAGUACACUAUUAAUACGGAUCCAUCGAUCGUCAAUAAAUAUCUUGUUUUGUUUCUUCAAGAUGAUCUUGUCUUGAGUACAAAUGAAUUUCAUCUUCGACCAACGAAUGAAUUCGAUCACCUGACAAAGACAAGACUGUAUUUUCAUUAUUCUCAUUCCAAUGAAUCCAUCGAACAAAAACGACAACGUUAUUUCAAUCGCUUCAAUAUCAUUCAUUCUCAGCCAUUUUCGAUUCGAAUCGAAGCUUUCGAAUUGAAAUUGAACAUAAAACCUCGGCGAUUUGCUGUCUGGGAAUAUCCGAUCUAUUUCGAUUUUCUUCCUGUGUAUCGUUUUGCGAAAAUUCUUCAUUUUCUCGAUUCCACGAAGAAAUCGAUGAAUCUUUGUCAAAACAAUUCAUGUCAUUCAAAUGAAGAAUGUUAUCAAUUACAGAAUCAACCAUCCCGAUAUAAAUGUCUUUGUCGAACUCAGUAUUCGGGUCCCCUUUGUACUCAACUCAAUCAAUUCUGUGUGAAUAAUUAUUGUUCAUCCAAUGCUUUGUGUCAACCAGAGUAUCGGGGACUCACUCAAGGCAAUCAAUGGCCUUAUUGUAUUUGUCCUUUGAAUUUCAUUGGACAACAAUGUCUAUUGAAACCAAGUGUUUGUGAAAAGAAUCCUUGUCGAAAUAAUGGAACUUGUUAUCAAGAAUUGAGACCUUAUCAAUUCAUUUGUACUUGUACCGAAGAAUUUCUCGGAGAGAGAUGUGAAAAACGAAAAGGAUUGAUUCGUUUCUAUUUGGAAGACAAGACUCGCGGAUUCCAUCAUGAAGCAAGUGUUAUACAAUAUUUUCGUCUCGAUUUGAUUCAAUUAGAACUUCAUUUGAUGAAUCAAGAUGUUUAUUCGAUGUUUCCAACACACUUGAAAUAUUUUCACAAUGAAAAGACAAAUCCUGAAAUCGUUCUGCUUCGGAUUCAUUCACUUGAUGAAGAACAAAUUUAUCUUCUUGCUGUUCAACUGAAUCGAACACAACUCAUCGCCAAUCUUUCAAUUGAUCAAAACAAUCAAUGUCAACAUAUUCAAUCAUUCAUUUCAUCAAAUCAAAGUUAA
This is a messenger RNA of Rotaria sp. Silwood2, 1410 nucleotides long. Lineage: Eukaryota; Metazoa; Rotifera; Eurotatoria; Philodinida; Philodinidae. The record is from the annotation of a GenBank genome assembly.